Molecule: messenger RNA, 1757 nt
Organism: Platichthys flesus (European flounder)
Lineage: Eukaryota; Metazoa; Chordata; Actinopteri; Pleuronectiformes; Pleuronectidae
Product: G-protein coupled receptor 4
Exons: 3
Coding region: 469-1473 (334 amino acids)
Biological process (GO): G protein-coupled receptor signaling pathway
Cellular component (GO): membrane
Molecular function (GO): G protein-coupled receptor activity
Source: RefSeq, a predicted model, not a curated record
GAGAGAGCAGGAGACACGGAGAGAAAGAGAGAGUGUGUGUUUUUGUUCUGGGCCAGAAAGGCGUUCUCCUGCCUCAGGAUGUUGCCUUUAAAGCUGAAGAAGUGGGUUUCCUGAGGAGGAAACGAUCACAGAAUGGACGAGGCUCAGGCGAGACACCGUGUUCCCAACAUUUCUUGAGCACAGGUCACCAGGCAGAACGGGUGCGAGCCUCAGUUGAGCAGAGCGGGUCUCACAGCUGGGAAAGGUGUUUCCCCUGAUGGAUCCUGGAUGCUUUGAGGCCUGGAUGACCUUCAAAGGAGAAUGCAUUUAUGAAUUUUGAACAAUGGACAAAUAACAAGUAGAGUCAGACUUGUGCUCUGGGUGAAUGAAUGGGUGUUUCUAUGCCAACUCAUCCUCUGGCAAGCAUCCAUCCACAUUUGAGGAAGGUGUCUACGCGUUUCCCAUGUCAGGUAUUUGACCGUCAGAGAAAUGAACAACGACAGCUGCAACCUCCCGUUGGACACGGACACAUUCGGCCUGACCUGUAUCUACGGCCUCAUCUUCUCUUUGGGUCUCCCCAGCAACCUGCUGUCUCUCUGGGGACUGUACCAACUGGGUCGCUCGGGCGGAGGAGGCUGCCAGCUGGUCUACAUCCUCAACCUGCUGCUGUCAGACCUCCUCCAGCUGCUCACCCUGCCACUGUGGAUCCUCUACCUCCAGGGCGGGCACAGCUGGCCCUACGGCCAGCUGACCUGCGAGCUGGUCGGCUACGUGUUCUACGUGAACGUCUACGCCAGCGUUAUGUUCCUGUGCCUGAUAGCGCUGGACCGCUGCCUGGCAAUUGUGUACCCGCUGAGCAGCCGCAGGGUGAGGAGUGUUAAGGUGGCAGCAGUGUCCGGUGUGGCGGUCUGGACCCUCACUUUCCUGUUCUGCCUGAGCGGGCUGCUGCCAUCUGUGUUUGACUCUGACAGACUGCUGUGUCUGGAGCAGUACCCCGUAAGUCCUAGAUAUGCCCAGUUCAAGAUCACCACUGUGGUCCUCGGUUUUCUGCUGCCAUGUGCCAUACUAGGCUACACCUCAGCCCACAUCGGGGUCACACUCAGGCGAUCUCCCUCCCUGUCCGACCACGAGCGCCACAAAAUCGUGGGCAUCCUGGUCGUCAUCACAAUCAACUUCAUCGUCGUCUUUGGGCCCUACCACCUCGUGGGCGGAUACAGGUUUGUGUCCUUGCUGCUGACGGAUGAACCGUGUGGUUUCGAGAGUUCCAUUUUCCUCAUCUAUCGCCUGUGCUACGGCCUGACCAGCCUUAACACCCUUCUGGACCCCCUGUUCUACAUCUUCCUGUGCGCCGACGCCCGGCUGGAGCUGCAGAGGUCCCUGCCUUGCUUGGGGCGGGGCCAAAACACUCGCGGAAAGGUGGCCCUCAGUGCCAGAGCUCAGGCAGACAACCUUGGGGGGAGUGAAACUGGACACAAUAACCUUCUUGCAAUUUAGCCUGGGUUUGGCUACUGACAUGACUUGGCAACUUGAGUCAAUGCAACUACACCACCCAGUGGAAAUAUUUCUGCUUGCUUCAUGCAAUUGUGUGGCACAAAUAUUUCAAAGUGAAGAACUGUUGAGGUGUUGCUUACAAUACUGUGUAUUUACCUGCAAAUAUAGAAAUUCACAGUUUGAUAUGUUGUUACAAAUAAAAUCAUCAAAGCAGAAAUAUAUAACCGUGUGAAACAUGAAGUGUGAAAUGGGGACCUUUCCAACUGUUUUUUUAUUGUCAUGACUAU